CUCCACGGGCAGGAGCCCGCCGGGAACCCGCUGAGCGCGGAGCCGAGCCAGCCGCCGGCCAGCGUGGACCUGGACUUCCUGGAGGAUGACAUCCUGGGCUCGCCCUCGGGCGCCGGCGCCGGCGCCGAGCAGCCGUGCGACAUCCUCCAGCAGAGCCUGCAGGAGGCCAACAUCACCGAGCAGACCCUGGAGGCCGAGGCCGAGCUGGACCUGGGCUCCUUCCAGCUGCCGGCGCUGCAGCCCGUGGUGCAGGCGGCCGACGGCACCCCCCAGAUCUUCUCCGGCGGCGCCGACCUGCUGGGCAUCCAACCGCCCGCCGUGCUGGCCCACCAGGCCCUGGUGCAGCAGCCGGUGGGCGCCGACGUGGUCAACAAGGCCAUCAGCGUCCAGCCCUUCCUGCAGCAGGUGGGGCUGGGCAACGUCACCAUCCAGCCCCUGCCCAACCUGCCCGGGCUGCCCAACGGCAGCCCCGGCGGCGCGCUGGGCAUCGGGCCCAUCCAGGUGGUGGGCCAGCAGGUGAUGGCCAUCAACCAGCCGGCGGCGCAGCAGCUGCUGGCCAAGCCGGCGCCGGUGGCGGCCGUGGGCGGGUACAUCGCACAGCCCGAGGCGGCGGCGCUGGCGGCGGCGGCGGCGCCGUCCUCGCAGGGCGGGGCCGGCCUGGUCAUCCAGAAGAGCCUCCCGGCCGUGGCCACCACCACGCUCAACGGCAACUCGGUGUUCGGCGGCGUGGCGUCGCCGGCGUCGCAGCCGCUCACCGUCACCUCGGGCCUGGGCGGCUCCCUGGUGCCGGCGCCCAACGUCAUCAUCCACCGCACGCCCACGCCCAUCCAGCCCAAGCCCGCCGGGGUCCUCCAGCAGAAGCUCUACCAGAUCACGCCCAAGCCCUUCGCGCCCAACAACGCGCUGGCGCUGCCCGGCGAGGCCCAGGCCAAGCCCCAGCAGAACCUGACCUUCAUGGCCGGCAAGGCCGCGCCCAACGUGGUGCUCUCGGGCUUCCCCCCCAACGUCUUCAAGCCGCCGCCGCCGCAGCCGCCGGCGGCGCUGGGCAAGUCCAUGAGCGUGCACGUGCUCAACCAGGGCGGCAGCAUCGUCAUCCCGGCGCAGCACUUCCAGGGGCAGAACCAGUUCCUGCUGCCGGGCCAGCUGGCCGGCGCCUCGGCCGUGCAGCUGCCGCAGCCGCUCUCGGCGCUGCCGGCCAACGUGGGCGGCCAGAUCCUGGCGGCCUCGCACGGCGCCGGCAUCAUCGCCGGCCAGGGCGCCGGCGCCCAGCUCAUCGCCAACCAGGCGCUGCCGGCGCAGAUCUUGACCAACCAGAACUUGGCCGGGCAGCUCAACCUGGGCCAGGUGCUGACGUCGCCCAACGCCCACGGCACCGCCCACAUCCUGUCGGCGCCCAUCCAGCUCCAGCCGGGCCAGGUCGGCCAACCCGCGCUCUUCCAGAUGCCGGUGUCGCUGGCGGGGACGCUGCCCAGCCAGAGCCAGGCGGCGGCGGCGGCGCCCACGGUGAUCCAAGGGGUGACGUUGGCCAACCAGGUCAUGCUCAACGCCGGCGACGGUUUGGGAGCCGCCGUCAGCAUCCAGGCGGCCCCCGGCGCCGCCCCCGGCGCCAGUCCCAGCCCCGGCGCCGACCCGGGCUCCGUCCUCACCGUCCAGCCCGCGGCUCCCGCGGCGGCGCCGCUGCAGCUCAACGUGCCGGCGGCGGCGAGCGGGACCUCCCAGCCCAGCCCGGGGCUCGCCGGCAGCCCCGAGAAGAUCCUGUUGGGCCCCGCGGCCGCGCCCGGCACCGUCCUGGGCCAGGAGUCCAUGCAGAUGUUCCUGCAGCAGGGGCAGAAAACCAGGAUCCAGGGGUGGAAAACCAGGAUCCAGGGGCGGAAAACCGGGAUCCAGGGGCUGAAAACCGGGAUCCAGGGGCUGAAAACCGGGAUCCAGCAGGGCAAAACCAGGGAUCCAGCGGAAAACUGGGAUCCGGGAGUGAAAAAACCGGGAAUCCAGCAGCGGAAAACCGGGAUUCAGGGGCGGGAAACCAGGAUCCUGCAGCAGAAAACUGGGAUCCAGCAGCGGAAAAGCGGGAUCUGGGACGGGAUUCCUCUGCUGCUUUUCCUGCUUUCCCUGCGCUCCCGGCACGGGCGGAUCCCGAAAUUCCUGGGUUUUCCCCCCCCCCCAAAUCCUUCGGGAUCGUCGCCAGGCCCGUUCCCAACUCCGGGAAUUCGGGAAAAGCCUCCCUGGGGGGGGG
Messenger RNA from Lepidothrix coronata (blue-crowned manakin), 2233 nucleotides. Its product is annotated as glioma tumor suppressor candidate region gene 1 protein-like. Gene Ontology annotation, cellular component: SWI/SNF complex. The record is from RefSeq and is a predicted model, not a curated record. The transcript has 3 exons. Lineage: Eukaryota; Metazoa; Chordata; Aves; Passeriformes; Pipridae. The annotation marks the transcript as partial. Gene Ontology annotation, biological process: positive regulation of DNA-templated transcription.